Fonsecaea monophora is the source of this 1809-nucleotide messenger RNA. RefSeq lists its product as hypothetical. Bases 1 to 1809 code for a protein of 602 amino acids. The record is from RefSeq and is a predicted model, not a curated record. Gene Ontology annotation, molecular function: NADP binding; N,N-dimethylaniline monooxygenase activity; flavin adenine dinucleotide binding. The transcript has 8 exons. NCBI's taxonomy places the organism in Eukaryota, Fungi, Ascomycota, Eurotiomycetes, Chaetothyriales, Herpotrichiellaceae.
AUGCCUGAGAGCACGGUGCCUCCGCGGACAUGGAGCAGCAUGAUCUAUGACCAUGAGAUCGACGAGGCACGGCCGAUGAAGGUCAUCUGCAUAGGAGCUGGGAUUUCUGGGAUCCUCACCGGAAUUCGACUCCCGCAACAGAUUGAAAAUCUCGAAUUGGUCAUUUACGACAAGAAUGCCGAUGUUGGCGGUACAUGGUAUGAGAAUAGAUAUCCAGGAGUCAGAUGUGAUAUCCCGAGUCCUGGGUAUCAGCUCACAUUUGAAUCCAACUCGCAAUGGAGCGAGUUCUACGCCAGCGGCGCAGAGAUCCAAAAUUACAUGGUCAAUCUAGCCAAAAGAUACGAUGUCUAUCGCUUCUGCAAGUUCAAUCACGAACUGGUAGAGGCCAAGUGGCUGGAACUCCCGGGGAAAUGGGAGGUGACCUUUCGACAAGUCGAUACAGGAAAGAUGGUGACCGAUCAGUCCGACGUGAUCAUGCUCGGAAUGGGCCUGUUGAACAAAUGGGACUGGCCCAAGAUACCAGGUCUCGACAAGUUCAAGGGCACCAAAGUCCACACGGCCAAGUGGGAUACUUCGCUGGAUCUCAAAGGAAAGAAUGUCGCCUUGAUCGGGGCCGGGUCAACCGGUAUUCAAAUUCUCCCCGAAAUCCAACCCAUAGUCAACCGGGUCGAUCACUACAUGAAAGGAAAGAACUGGAUCUCGCCCACGGGUAUCGGUGGUGACGAGCUGGCGAGAAGGAAGGCCGAGACUGGAAACUGGGUUAUCCUGGCAGUCAAGCACAGCAAGGAGGAGCUGGAGCUGUUCAAACUCUCUCCCGAAGAGUAUCUCAAGUUCAGGCACAAGAUCGAGAACGACAUCAUGCAAGCGCCCCUGGCGGCCUUUUACGGGACACCCGAACAACGGAAGUUCCACGAGAUGAGCAUCAAGCACAUGCGCGAAAAGCUGGCGUCACGACCCGACAUCCUAGAAGCUCUGAUGCCCGACUGGGCACCUGGGUGCAGGAGGCUGACUCCCGGCCCGGGAUAUCUCGAGGCAAUCUGCCAGCCUAAUGUGGACUAUGUGAGCACGCCGAUCAAACAGAUCCACGAAAACGGCAUCGAGACUAUCGACGGACGCACUCGAGAGGUCGAGAUCAUUAUUUGUGCAACAGGCUUUGAUGUGUCCCGUCAAUCAGGACCAAAGUUCUUCGGCCAGGGUGGAUGCGAUCUUUACGAUGUCUGGAACCCCAUCCCCGAGGCUUACAUGUCAAUGUGCCCUCCCAAAAUGCCCAACAUGUUCAUCUACUUUGGGCCAAACGGUGGUCCCAUGACCGGCAGCACCAUGCUCAUGCUGGAAUGGGUCUGUGAUUACGCCACGGCCGCAAUCCAGAAACUCCAAAGGGAAUACUACAAGUCCAUGGUUGUAAAGCCAUCAGCGAACAAGGCAUUCAGCCGCCAUGUCGACAAGUUCUUUGCAAAGACGGUCUUUACUCAGCCUUGCAAUUCGUGGUUCAAACGAGGAACCGUCGACGGACGAGUCGUAGCAAACUGGCCGGGUUCGGGCGUCCACUCGCGCAAAACCCUACUCAAUCCGAGGUGGGAAGAUUUCGACUACGAGGUGAUGCCCGAGAUCGAGGAGAACGUUCUGGGCUGGAUGGGCAACGGCAUGACGGUGGCUCAGAAGAACAAGACCUGCGCCACGGACUACCUCGAGCUGAAACAGACGGUCAAUCGUCCCAAGCCGGUGCAUCCAGAGUACAGCGUGCUGUCACCUCCGUCCUUUCACCAGGGCCAGAACGGUACUGCCGAACAGAACCGCACGGCCAAUUAG